GUGACGGACGCUUACUGCGGAAGUGCCUCAUGGAAAGUGGGGGGCGUUUCGUCGGGCGGACAAGCCGGGCUUCUCUGGGUGCCUCGUUGUCUUGAGGCACAGGAUGUGGCGGAGGGGCUCCAUUGCUGGGCUUCUGGGCCUGGGCCCCCGCGGAAGAGGUGCCCUCUGGCUGGACAGUAAGGCACAUAAAUUAUUGGGCACCAGCUCUGUCUUUUGUACCAAGGAAGAUGAACCAUCCAACAGUGUGGAUGCAAAGACUUUACCAGACCAGGAGAAGAAGGCAACAGCGACUGCAAAGAAGAAUUUGUUAAACAUCAUUAGUGGAAUGCAAGUAGAAAUAAGUUCAAAGAAAAAGUUCCAGAUGCUGAAAGCUGAGAAGACUGAGACCCAAGUGAAGGAUUUGCCAAGGAAUAUGGAAAGUGCAAGUAGCAUGUUCCAGAAAGCAACAGAAGAGAAAGCAAAGAGCAAGGAACUCAAUCCAGAGCUGGUAGCAGCAGCCUCUGCAGUUGCAUCUUCGCUGCCUUUUGACAGAAAAAAGACAGUUUCGGAAUUGGUUCAGUUGCUGAAGAAGCACAAGGACGUCACUGACACACGCAAAAAUGGAGAUGCCACUGACAUAAGCAACAUCGUUACAAAUAUGAAGAUUGGGAAAAAGCCAUCAACACGGGAUGCUUUUAGGGCUUCCAAUCAAAUUCAGUUUGACGAUGACGGGCGAGGUUAUACAGUUGAUAGAAGUCUUCGUGAUUACAGUAAAUUCAAAAGAAAAGGCAUAUAUUCUGGAAAAAGAUUCAACAUCUUCCCUCCUGCUUCAGAAACAGAAGGAGCACUGGAAAAAGUGUCAACACCAACACUUUGGGAUCUGGAACUUGCCAAAGAAAUAGAAGCAAUUACUCAGCAACCCCCUCUGAAUGCUUUUGAGGAGAUGAUACAGUGGACAAAAGAAGAGAAACUUUGGGAGUUCCCAAUUAACAACGAAGCCGGGCUUGAAGAUGAUGCUGAAUUUUAUGAGCAUAUAUUUAUGGAUAAACAUUUGGAAAACUUCCCCAGGGAAGGACCAAUCCGCCACUUUAUGGAACUUGUGACUUGUGGGCUUUCCAAAAAUCCAUACCUAAGUGUUAAAGAAAAGGUGGAACACAUUGAAUGGUUUCGGGAUUACUUUAAGGAAAAGGAAGAGUUGCUCAAGGAAAUAGAAGCGCAUGAAAAGGAAAUGUUGAUCCAGAGAGAGAACCUAUCCAAGUGAAAACUGUUUUGAAAAAUAAUACUACAGCGGCUCUGUGUAAAUG
Anolis sagrei ordinatus is the source of this 1283-nucleotide messenger RNA. RefSeq names its product mitochondrial ribosomal protein S31 (gene MRPS31). The record is from RefSeq and is a predicted model, not a curated record. Gene Ontology annotation, cellular component: mitochondrial small ribosomal subunit. NCBI's taxonomy places the organism in Eukaryota, Metazoa, Chordata, Lepidosauria, Squamata, Anolidae. Gene Ontology annotation, molecular function: structural constituent of ribosome.